CAUGGCGCUGUGUGGCGGCGGCGCGGCGGAGCGCGGGCGGCGGCGGCGGCGGGCGGCGUGACCCCGCCGGGGGGCGGCCGCGCUGCAUGGAGCCGGGGGCCGGCCGGCAUGGAGGGCGUCCUGUACAAGUGGACCAACUAUCUGAGCGGCUGGCAGCCUCGGUGGUUCCUUCUCUGUGGUGGCAUCCUGUCCUACUAUGACUCUCAGGAAGAUGCCUGGAAGGGUUGUAAGGGAAGCAUCCAAAUGGCUGUUUGUGAAAUUCAAGUUCAUCCUGCAGAUAACACACGAAUGGACCUGAUUAUCCCAGGGGAGCAGUACUUCUAUCUGAAGGCAAGAAAUGCAGUUGAAAGGCAGAAGUGGCUGGUUGCACUAGGAACUGCCAAAGCCUGUCUGACUGAUAGCAGGACACAGAAGGAAAAAGAGUUCACUGAAAACACAGAAGCCUUGAAGACUAAAAUGUCUGAACUUAGACUGUACUGUAACCUCCUUGUUCAGCAAGUGCAUAAAACAAAGGAAGCCAGCAUUUCUGGUGUGUCAGAACCAGAGAGUGAGAUUGAUAUGGGAGCUCUGUUGAAAUCAACCUGCGACACUUUUCUGAAGACUCUUGAAGAAUGUAUGCAGAUUGCAAAUACUGCCUUCACUUCUGAGUUACUGCAUCAGACCCCACCUGGAUCCCCAAAUUUAGCAGUUCUCAGAACAAGCAAGGUAAAGCACUCUGUCUUGUCCAGUCACACCUCAACAGAAAGGCAGGUGGAAUUGAACCCCUGUGAAAAUGGCUGUGUAAAAGCAGAAAUUAACCAUCAAGAGCAAGCAGUUAUUAAAAGCAUGGAAUGUUUAAACUUGGAAACAAAUGAGGGGACUGGUGAUGUCUGUGUUGAAGAUCAUGUAGCAAAGGAUUUGGCAGGCAUUAAAGCCGAUGGAGAGGACAAGCUGCAAACUGUAGAAAGCUGUGGUGCCCACAAGUUGCUGCAGUCAGAAACAAAUUCUUUAGGUGGAUUGACUCUGUGUGAGGAAGAAAGAAAUGAAAAUGAUUCUCCUACCUUCUUCAGUGUCAUGAGCAAUAGGUUCAGUGAUAUUGAGCUUCGGGAGGAGGAGGGCAUACCAACAGAGGAGUUCCUGGAGUCAUGUUAUGCAAUUGUGCCAGUUCUGGACAAGCUGGGACCAACUGUUUUUGCUCCAGUUAAGAUGGAUUUUGUAGGCAACAUUAAGAAAAUAAACCAGAAAUUUAUAACCAACAAAGAAGAGUUUGAUACCCUUCAGAAGAUUGUGCUCCAUGAAGUGAAUGAAGGUGUAGCACAAGUUAGAAACUCUGCUACGGAGGCUCUCCUGUGGCUGAAAAGAGGUUUAAAAUUCUUGAAAGGGUUUUUAACGGAAGUGAAGAAUGGAGAAAAGAAUAUCCAAACAGCUCUGAACAAUGCUUAUGGAAAGACAUUACGGCAGCACCAUGGUUGGGUUGUCCGCGGGGUCUUUGCAUUAGCUUUAAGGGCAGCUCCAACAUAUGAAGAUUUUGUGGCAGCUCUGUCUGUAGAUGAAUGCGAUCCUCAGGAAGAAACAUUUUACAAAGGAAUGCAGAGGGACCUCAGCAUUUACUUACCAGCCAUGGAAAAACAGCUAAAUAUCUUGGACACUCUGUAUGAAGUCCAUGGUUUGGAGUCAGAUGAGGUGGUAUGACUACAGCAAGACCACAUCUUAAAAAUUCAGGGACUGUGUCUGUUAACAAAGAUUUCUUUCUUUUUGGUUUUGGGACAUCAUUUCUGUUCAUUGUAUCUUUUCAGGUGGGAAGGGUGUUGAGUGUUUUGGGGGAAGGGUAUUUGUGAUUUUUAUCUUUCCAUUGCUUGUAUUGCAUUUAAAUGCAGAGGUACUGUCUCUCUUUGGAUCGUAGCUAUGUCCGUGAUGAAUUUUUUUUUUACUGUUUGUCUUCUGCCUGUGCACCUCUUCUUCUCUUCACCUCAUAAAAGUAACAGAGCAGAAUUUGGCCUUUGCUUCUGUACCUGAGGAGAGACCUGCUCAUGCCGCAGAGCUGUUGGGUCACCAGCAUGGCACCCAGGCAGGUGCUGCUGCCUCUGACUCCCAUUCCCUGUGCUCACUCCCUGCCAUGGUGUAGGAGGAUAGUGAGAGUUAUUGUUACUCUGGUAGCAGCUAAAGGACAGCUAGCAGAAGGACAGCUUAAUACUAGCUUAUAAUGUGGUGAGUUUGUCCCUCAGUUUGUGUUGAAGCUCUUUAAUGCAAAUAAUAUAUUUGCAUGACAUAAAUAUUUAUUUAUUUAAAUAAACAUUUUAAUCCAAAUAUUAUGGAGAUCUUUGCCACAGGUGUAUGUGGCUGGUGGUCUGAGUGGCCCCAAGGUCUAGCCUUUGAAACAGGAUGUUGUGUUUCCCUGACCAGCUCCCAAUACAUGCUAUGGCUUCCCUGCCAGCUCCUGCUAGUGGGCCACAGAUUUGCUGGCACAGACUCAGCCCAGCUAAUUUCAGCAGUACUUUACACAAGCAUUUGAGGAUCACAUCCAUCAUCCUGGCUUAUUAAGGUUUAGGAUGGUUUUUCUGUUUUAGGUUUUAGGGGUUUCUUGAAUCAGAUGCGUGUAAAACUGCAGUAUUUGCUUUUAAGUUGAAUAUAGCUAUCAGUUUGGAAAGCUGGUAUCAUUAAAAUCCUUCCUAGACUGUCAUUAUGUCAUGAAGUCAUUCACUUCAUGAAAGUGGACAUGGAAUGAGUAAAGUAUAGGGGAAGCUAAAAUUUGUAAUGGAGCUGUUAAACACAGGACCAAUUACAAAUCUUGAAUUUUGAAAUUCUUUAGAAGUGACUAAAAAUUAAGAACUAUUUCCCCUUUUUCCCAUUUUGCUGAUACAGAUAAAAGUAUAUUCCUUAGUAUUGCUGCUAUUGGAAAUAAUGAAGAAGUCCUUUUAGCUAGUGGUAUGGUUAGGGACAAAAUUUCUAGUUGCGUUGAUGACCAACCAGAAAGCUGGCUGUGAGCUGCUGACUCCAAUUCAAGGCAUAAACAGGUCUCGCUGUGUUGACCUAGGGCUUUGUACAAAGAGCUGAGUUUAACUCGCGUGCAGGAGGGGAGAAGACUGUGCUAGUAAGGGACUUAGGAUUAGUAAGUUUUCAUAAAUACAGAAGGCAGUGUUGCCAUACUCGCAGAAGUAGUGCUGGCUUUUGCUAGGCUAAAACCAGUGUUUUUAGUAAAAUGAAUGUACUUCAGACCUGCUGCCCUGCAUUGCUCUGUGACAGGAGCCUCUGCACACUUAAUACUUGAUCCUUUCUAAGGAGCCUAGCAUUGUGAGCUUUAAGAAAAGCAUGUGAUACUUGAAAAAAAGGCCAACAUCAAGCUUACUGUAUAGAUACCAGGAGUCUAAUUAGACAUUCAUAGUCAUAGAAUAUGCUGUGUUGGAAGAGACCCCAGGGAUCGGGAUCAUAAAGCCUAACUCCUGGCCCUGCACAGGACACCGCAAAAUUCCCACGAUGUGCCUGAGAGCAUUGUCCAAAAGCUACUUGAACUCAGAUGGGCUUGGUGCUGUAACUAUUUCCCUGGGGAGCCUAUUCUAGUGUCCUGUCAACCUCUGGGUGAAAACCCUGACUGAACUGUGUGUAAUUUCCUUGAGUCCUGUCAUUGGUCACAAGAGUGAGGAGAUCAGUGUCUGUUCCUCUGCUUCCCCUUGUGAGGAUGUUGAGGACCACAGUGAGGUCUCCCUUCAGUCUCCUCCAGGCCGAACAGACCAAGUGACCUCCUCAUGAGGCUUCCUCUCCAGGCGCUUCACCAUCCUCAUGGCCCUCCUUUGGAUACUCUCUGACAGCUUAAUGGUUUUUUUAUAUUGUUGCACCCAAAGCUGCCCCCAGCACUGGAGGUGAGGCUGCCCCAGUGCAGAGCAGAGCAGGA
Molecule: messenger RNA, 3868 nt
Organism: Catharus ustulatus (Swainson's thrush)
Lineage: Eukaryota; Metazoa; Chordata; Aves; Passeriformes; Turdidae
Gene: PLEKHA8
Product: pleckstrin homology domain containing A8
Exons: 14
Coding region: 109-1671 (520 amino acids)
Biological process (GO): ceramide transport; intermembrane lipid transfer
Cellular component (GO): membrane; cytosol; cytoplasm
Molecular function (GO): ceramide 1-phosphate transfer activity; ceramide 1-phosphate binding
Source: RefSeq, a predicted model, not a curated record